AUGCCGGGUGUGAAUUCUGAAAUUACUUUCACAGAGGCGAAGUGCGUAGGCUUUGCCCACAUCGAGUGGCGAGUCCCAAGAUGCAUGACAUCGCUCCUAUCUGAAUCGUUCAUCCGAGCGGGCAACACGAAGGAAGCUUUGGAGUUCUUGCUCAACCGCGGUGCUCCCAUUGGAGAUUUCAGUCAAACGAAACAGGCAUAG
This is a messenger RNA of Clonostachys solani, 201 nucleotides long. NCBI's taxonomy places the organism in Eukaryota, Fungi, Ascomycota, Sordariomycetes, Hypocreales, Bionectriaceae. The record is from the annotation of a GenBank genome assembly.